Penaeus chinensis is the source of this 2832-nucleotide messenger RNA. RefSeq names its product store-operated calcium entry-associated regulatory factor-like. Gene Ontology annotation, biological process: regulation of store-operated calcium entry. The coding region runs from base 197 to 1228 and encodes 343 amino acids. The transcript has 4 exons. The record is from RefSeq and is a predicted model, not a curated record. Gene Ontology annotation, cellular component: endoplasmic reticulum membrane. Lineage: Eukaryota; Metazoa; Arthropoda; Malacostraca; Decapoda; Penaeidae.
GAGGAAUUCUUUCGUCAGCUGUGGAUGUGAGAGGUUAUAUAUUUUGACGUUAGAGGAAUAACGUUUGUCAUUGUGUCGUGAUGUUUAGAGGUAUUGAAAGGAAGAACAGACUGUGAAGAGCCAAAUAUCUUUAGUGUAAAGACUGAAGUGGAAUUUGGGAUAAUAAUAUAACAGUGAAUAGCUUGACACAGGCAGUAUGAAAGAAACUGGCUGGUUAACAUCAUCUUUGCUGCUGCUGUUCCUGUGUUCAGGGCCAGCAGUAGUAAUAGCUGCAUGGGGACAAAGCAGUGACAGUGUCCUCCUGAAGGAUGUGGAAGUGCUGACCUUGUAUGCGGGAAAAAUGACGAACGGCGGACGGUCUUCACCAGUCCCACAGCUGGAGUGUGUUAAAGACGGAACAGCUCCAUGUGAUGCUUUCAAUCCUCGAGUUGUCCAGUGUUAUAACCGAGGCUUUGAUGGAGUGGAUGUACAAUGGGAAUGCAAGACUGAUAUGGAUAAUGCUUUCAGGUUUGGUAAUAUUGAAGUAUCCUGUGAAGGCUACAGCAACAGAGAUGAUCCUUUUGUCUUGAAAGGUUCCUGCGGAUUGAGAUACUCCCUUGAUUACACCAAAGAGGGACUUAAUAACCAAGGAAACAAGCAUAACUAUUAUUCAAAUCAGAAUCAGCACAGUGACAGCAGUUAUGGCUGGUCUUAUCAGAACCAGGGAAAGGAAAAACUCUCAAGUGCAAGUUACUUUGCAGACUUGAUUGUAUAUGUAGCCAUUGGACUUAUGUGUUAUGCAUUUUACAAGACAUGCAUUGGAUCCAACCGUCAACAAGGACAAGAUGCCCACAGCACAACAAAUGAUGAUUAUCCCGCAGGAGGUGGAGGUGGAGGUGGAGGAUAUGGUUGGUUUGGUGGAAACACCCACCCCACAGCUCCACCUCCUCCUGCUGGCUUUCACCCAGGGUACACUGAUGAUGCCUCAUGUCAUAGGAACCGAACAGCUCGUGGAGGUAAUGGUGGCGGCUUUUGGACAGGUGCUGUUACAGGUGGAUUACUUGGCUACAUGUUUGGCAAUCGAGGCGGUCAACAGAAUCAUGGGUACAGGGGAAACUAUGGAGGGGGAGGAUGGGGUGGUGGUGGAAGUGGCUUUUCUGGUAGAAGUGGUUUUUCUGGUGGGUUUGGGGGUGGUGGCUCCACUGGCACCCGAACGGCCUCAGGCUUUGGUGGAACAAGCCGUAGGUAGAUAUUGCCUAUUGUGUUCAUGUGACAUAUUUUGUUUUUCGUGUUUAUAUUGGGUAGAUUUAGAAUAUGAUUUUGCCUCUCAGAUCAAAAAUAUGUUGGAUCAUUUAAUGUAGUUAUCAGAUUUUUAUGUUGGUGUUCAUUCUAUUGUAAUACUUGACAUUUUUAUAAAAGUAAUGCACAUGUGUGCAUGAUGUAUAAAUAAAUAUAUACAAAGUAAUUAGUAACACCAUUUAACAUGUUUUGUUGUCUUGAAUGACCGAAAAAAGGAAACUAACGGAAGUUUGAAUUUGGAUCUCAGGUUGCAUGAAUGUGAUAUUUAUUUUCUUUACUUCUUAAAUGGUUUAACCAAGGAAUUAUUUUUUGAUUAUUGUGAAAGAAACUUAGACAAGAUAUAGGCCAAAUGAAAAAGAAAAAAAAAUUGAGAUUCCUGUACCUCCAUCAGACUUUAAAAAAAUAUUUUUGAUUGAUUGUAAAGCAGAUUUUACAUAUAAGAUCUCUAGUUUUGUUACUUAACCCACUCAUUCUGGGCUGAGAUACUAUGAUGUCCUAGCACUGCAUGGUAGAUUAUAUCUCAUACUGGGAUCAUGUCUUUGUGGUGUGUACAGUUCAGUCUGCUCUAAGUUAUGCACAAGUUUAGCCCAGGUUGCAUUUAUUGAGGAGAAAUAUCCCCUCAAAAGUAGGGUUAAAGCUUCAUUUUAGCAUCAUUAUUAAAAAAUGUUGCAAUCAAAAGCAUAGAAAGCUGGGUAAUUUUGUUUCGUUUCUGAUUUUUCUAUGAGUAGCUGACUCCGCAUUACCCUGAUGCAUUAUUCAUUAUGGCACUGGGGGCUCCUUUCAUCUUUGGUUUUAAAGCAGGACACCAAAAAUGCUACUUACUUUGCUAAAUUUAAGUAUUCAUAUAUCUAUUAUUUUGGAGAAGUAUAAAUAUUAGACCAAGAUAAUAGCAGAUAUAAAGGAGGGCAGAAACAGAAAUAUAGUCUAUUUCUUUUUACCAAUUUUUUUGUGUGUGUGAUUCCUAUGAUGCAUGCUGAAGUAAUUCAACUUUACUUUGUUACAUGUAUUUUUCAGUAUUUACAAGGCUUUAAGGUUCUUGAUGUCUUUGCUUUUCAAAAAUCAGUUCCUUAAAUUUGAAAGUAAGGAACACUUUAUACCAAUUCCUUUCCAUUCAUACUGUUCUGUGAUGUUUCAGAUAUUCCACAGGAUUUUAGAACUUUUUUGUUUGCCUUAUUUAACUCUUUAAUUGUUUAUUUUUCUCAAGGUAAAGGGUAUGUUGGAUAACCCAGAAUAGCUGUACAUAAUAAUUGUUAUAGUAACAGAAUGGGAUAUUACUCUUUAUUUUGACAAGUUCACUUUUUAUGAAAAUGAAAAAAAGUUCACUUUUUAUGAAAAUGAAAAAAAUGAUCAAGCACUAAUUUGUAUUUACUUCUUUAUUUAAUCAAAUAUUGGAAUUAUGAGUUUUACUUUGAUGUUUUGAGAGAAAACAAAAAAGGUGCUGUUUUACAAAGGUGUUAUCUUCAAACACUUGCUAUAGUAUAUCUUAUUAAGAAUGAACUUUAUUUAUCUGGUUUGUAAAAGUGAUUUUGUAAAUAAAGUAAUAAAAAAACUAAA